This is a messenger RNA of Solea senegalensis (Senegalese sole), 3871 nucleotides long. It is a transcript of the gene rab4a, whose product is annotated as RAB4a, member RAS oncogene family. The record is from RefSeq and is a predicted model, not a curated record. Lineage: Eukaryota; Metazoa; Chordata; Actinopteri; Pleuronectiformes; Soleidae. Gene Ontology annotation, biological process: Rab protein signal transduction; regulation of endocytosis. Gene Ontology annotation, molecular function: GTPase activity; GTP binding. Gene Ontology annotation, cellular component: endosome. The transcript has 8 exons. Bases 125 to 766 code for a protein of 213 amino acids.
CGGGAAGUCGGAGGGAAAGAUCUGCACGAAUCCGCGGAAAUCAACAACAAGACUAUUUUUCAUUUUCGUAACCAUCUGUCAAACUUCUAGUCCCCGUCCGUCCCGUGUUCUGCCAAAGGUGGUGAUGUCGGAGUCUUACGAUUUCCUGUUUAAAUUCUUGGUGAUUGGGAAUGCUGGAACAGGCAAAUCCUGUUUGCUACACCAGUUCAUAGAGAAGAGAUUUAAAGAUGAAUCCAAUCACACAAUUGGAGUGGAGUUUGGCUCAAAGAUCAUCAGUGUGGUCAAUAAAACGGUCAAACUGCAGAUUUGGGACACUGCUGGACAAGAGAGAUUCAGGUCUGUAACGCGCAGUUACUACAGAGGAGCAGCAGGAGCGUUGCUGGUCUAUGAUAUCACCAGUCGAGAGACAUACAACGCUCUGACCACAUGGUUGAGUGACGCCAGGAUGCUGGCGAGUCAGAACAUCGUAAUCAUCUUGUGUGGAAACAAGAAAGACCUGGACAGCGACAGAGAGGUCACGUUCCUGGAGGCAUCACGCUUUGCACAGGAGAACGAGCUGAUGUUCCUUGAGACCAGUGCUCUAACUGGGGAGAAUGUUGAAGAGGCUUUUGUCCAAUGUGCUCGGAAAAUUCUCAACAAGAUUGAGUCAGGAGAGCUGGAUCCAGAGAGGAUGGGGUCAGGUAUCCAGUAUGGUGACGCUGCGUUACGACAGCUUCGUUCUCCUCGCCGAGCUCAGCCACAGGGCAACCAGGAGUGUGGCUGCUAGUGGUCGUGUCCUGUGACGUACACAGUUGAGUGUGGUUCAGACAGGUUUGUGAAGACCAGGAAAAGAACAGCCACGUGGGACCCUGGAAGACCUGGGUUCAGCUUGGGUUGCGGUGCUGGUGCCUCCCCCUGACCUUCGAUCUUCGACCCUCUCACGGACCGCUAAGAACCUUCAGAACAUUUGUUGUUAUGGCCUGUGUCUGCAGAGAGCCACCCCUCUCCCCCGUCCCCUCUUUCCAGACUGCUGGGCAUCGCCAAGGUAACCAGAGACAAACCCACCCUUGAAAAAAAAAAAAGAUCUCCAAUCAGGAUGAAUUUCUGAAAUGAAACUUCUCUCCCUCACCUGCUUUUCCUCCUGAUUACCCCCCAUUUCACAUCAUCACAUUAGAUCAUAUUACUUUUAUUAACAUUACAGUACACUAACUAAAGGAAUCGUCAGACUAGGAAUACUUUUGAACCAGCGGGACAUUGUUUGCUUUUUGGUUGAGUUGUGUUUUGUAUUACAGCUAAAAAACUAACAUGCAACAUGUUAAUUAGCUUUAAAGGUCAUGGCACGUGUUAACCUUUUCCUCUACUGACAGUCUUUAUGCUAAGCUAAGCUAAGCUAAUCACCACCUGGCUCUGCUUUACCACAACCUUCUCCCCACUCUCCUCCCUCCUCCCGUCUGGCACCUCAGAGUAUAUAUACAUAUAUACAUAUAUCGUACUGCACUUCAUCAGCCUCAGUAUCCGCUCCUGAGAUAUCCAAUCAAAAGUGUUCAACAUCAGUAUUAACAUGUUAAUCACGAUCAGUUAAAGGCCAACCCUAUAGUGUCUUGCACCCAUUGUUCACACAGAGAGAGACAGAGAGAGAUAGAGCGAGUGAUUGUUGUGUGGCGUAUGCAACUAAAGACCUGUGAAUAAAAAGGUCGUAUAAAGUCUUACAUUUGAUGUGGAGAACACUGGGAGUAGGAAGGUAUUAACUAACAUUUUAUUAAACGCAACAAUGUCAUUUCUAACCCUGUUUCACACCCAGCCAUAGAGUUGAACACUUGUGAUUGGACGUCUCAGGACAGAUGUCCUUUUGUUUCUUUUGCCCGCUUGUAUGUAGGUAACACUGUAUAUAGUACUUAAUCUGGGGUCAGUCUUAUCAUCCUUACCUACCUUGUGUCCUCCAUGUCUACCUUUGCCUUCACGUUUUUACAUUCCAUCUUUUUUUUUUCCUUCAUCCGUCUCAGCACUCCGUCCCUUCACUCCAUCUGUCCUCGGCACGCUACCUUCCCAAAUCUCCCUGUCACACACUGUACAGUGUUUCUGUAAAUAGAGAUUGACGCAUGUUUUCUCAAACAGAAUAUAAAGAGUAUUUCAUUAUGAAGAGAUAUUGUGUGUAUAUUAAAAGUAGUUAAACAUAUCCAGUGUCAGGUUCACGCAGCGCUGUAUUAUCAUUAUCAUAUACUGGGCAGUAAACGUGGGCCGUACUGUGUGCAGCAUUUAUGUUCAUUUGGAAAUUUGUUCCACUUAAUGUGGAUUAUAUUAUGGACUGAAAAUGUUAAAGGGAUAGGUCGGAAUUUUUGAAGUUGGGUUGUGUGAGGUACUUGUACAGAGUCAGUGUGUUACAUACAGGUGACUGCUCCUUGUGCUGAGAGCUCCUUGUAGCUGGAGGCCUGGUGGGCAACAGGAGACAAUAGAAACACUGAUUUUAGGCUAUAAACAAAAGACAUAUGUCAGACAAACAAAAAGUGAUCAUGACUGCUAAUUGCAGUAAGGCUACGCUCAGAUUACCAGGUUGAAGUGACUCAUGUCCAGUUUUUCUUUUUGCAUUUUGGUGACUGCAUUUAAAUCACGACAAUGGUCAUAUCAGAGAUUCAGAAUCCUUUUUUACUUCCUCGCAUGCACAGAGUGUUGUUGUCCUUAACCAGCGCUGACAGCAUGCGUGUGCUUAACUGUGGCAAAAACAACAAGGGAGCUAAACCUCACUCGCAAAUUCACCUGCGAUAGCUCCCAUUUCUGGGUUUUAUGCGAUACCAGUUAUUUUUACAUAAAAUGAUUUCUGUGUGAUAUUUGUCAAUAUCUGUGAGAAACAAAGAUGUUCUCUUCAGUCUGUAGAAUAAGAUGUGUAUAGAUCGAGACAAUAAUUCAUCUAAAAUUAUAUUUUGACACACAUUUUGCGCCUCCUGCGACUUGAAAAUUGGAUAACGUUUUGAUUAAUUGUUCAGCCCUAAUAGUUAGUAAUGUGUUCUGUCAUCUGUAGUGAAUCAGAUCUGAACAAUGUGGCCGGUAAUCUGAAUGAAGCCUAAGGUAUUGUGCCUAUUCUCGCUGGUCACAAAUAAAAGCACGCGUGUCAUUUAUGACACUACCAAACACUUGGUAGUAGUGGAACUCGUGAAUUCGUACUCACCUACACAUUGUACACAGGAUAUCUGAACUCUGUGCUUUCAGAAAACAGACCUUCAUUCACAAACUACACAAGUACCUCAUCCGACACGACUCCAAAGAUCCUAAACUUUCCCUUAAAUGUCAAAAGAAUUCAGUAGGUUUAGAAAGAGACAUUUAUACAUGAUAGAAUAGAUAGAAUGAUAGAAUGCAACACACGUCUUUGUCCAAACAGCUGCGACUGCUCUGUUUCACUCACACAGCACAUGUUGCCUGUCUACAUGGAAACCUGACUGACUGCUGCCAGUGCUUUAAGAUGUGGUGUCGAGUUUUCUCAUGUGUUUGAUUGGUAUUUGUGUCCAAAGAUGAAUUUUGCCUCUGGUUUUCAAACUUUAAAACAUUUCAGCAACACAAAGGACUCUGUGAUUUUCCCGGUGUGUUUUCAAGGGCCCAUUCAAGCAUUUCAUACAUUGUGUAUAUAUAUAUAUGUUUUUAUUUGUCUUUUACCCCUAAAAGAUGAUGCAUUACUUUUAAAAAAAAUAUUAUUUAACAUGAAAAUCUUCAUGUGUUGUUGGUUUUGGCUGUUCCACAACAGGAUGCUGUCUUGUGUUUGUCAUCCAGUCAUUUAUUCAUAUUUAUGUAUGCUAUUUUUUCAGUUAUCAUAAUGGAUAUUAUGGAUUUUUAAUUUAUUGUGUAUGAUAAAUGCAUAUGUUUUUAGAAGAAAAAUGAUGACGAAUAAAGUAUCUUAUUUAAA